Molecule: messenger RNA, 540 nt
Organism: Dictyostelium purpureum
Lineage: Eukaryota; Evosea; Eumycetozoa; Dictyosteliales; Dictyosteliaceae
Exons: 3
Coding region: 1-540 (179 amino acids)
Biological process (GO): hydrogen peroxide catabolic process; cellular response to oxidative stress; cell redox homeostasis
Cellular component (GO): peroxisome; mitochondrion; cytoplasm
Molecular function (GO): thioredoxin peroxidase activity
Source: RefSeq, a predicted model, not a curated record
AUGCAACACAUUAGCAGAUCUCAAUUAUUUAGCAAAACCUUAACACAAAAUAUUAGAUCAUUUGUCUCAGGCAAUCUUAUUACCUCAGAUUAUGUUUUCAGAGAUCAAUAUGGUAACUCACACUCAUCAAGAGAUAUUUUUGAUAAUAAAAAGGUUGUAGUUUUUGGUAUCCCAGGCGAUAACCCAACUGACACUUUCCAUCACAUCCCAUCAUUUGUUAAAAGUUCAGGUAAAAUCUAUGGUAAAGCUGAUAGUAUUAUUUGUUUACAAAACUCAGAUGUCCCAAUUUUAAGAGCCAAAUCAAUGAGUUUAGAUCCAAAAAGAACUAUUGGUUUCUUACAAGAUCCAGCUAGUAAAUUUGCAGAAGAUAAUGCAUUAUGUGAAAAUGAAAAUUUAAAUCAAGGUACAGAUUCACCAGUACCAGAAUAUAAAAGAUUUGCUUUAAUUGUUGAUAAUGGUAGAAUUGUUUUUGAAAGUGUUGAGAAAAAUGUUGAUGAAUGGAAUCAUACCGAUGCUGAAACAAUCCUCAAAAAACUUUAA